Molecule: messenger RNA, 2784 nt
Organism: Spodoptera litura
Lineage: Eukaryota; Metazoa; Arthropoda; Insecta; Lepidoptera; Noctuidae
Gene: gbb
Product: glass bottom boat
Cellular component (GO): extracellular region
Molecular function (GO): growth factor activity; cytokine activity
Source: RefSeq, a predicted model, not a curated record
UGCGCUCAGUUCUCGCCAGUCGAGUGAGCGCUCCGACAGCGAACAUGGCUGGCCCGAAGACGAUGUGCUUGUGCGCGUGUUUUAUUUUGUUUACUGUAGCGGCCGAGGCCGCCCUCUCUGGAUUGUAUAUCGACAAUGGCGUGGAUCAGACCGUCAUACAUCACUCGAUGACAAGACACGAGCGGAUGGUAGUAGAACAUGAGAUAUUAGAACUUUUAGGUCUUGGGGAGAGGCCACGUCGAGCUCGAGCGCCUCCGCUGGACCGUUCGGCGCCCAGUUUCUUGUUAGACGUAUACAAGCAGCUUGCCGAAGAACAUGAGCAGGCUCGCCCAACCCGUAGCUCGGAGAUGGCCCUCAGCGGUGAUGAGCAGCACGCCAUUGACGAGAGUGACCUCAUCAUGACCUUUCAGAGCAAGAGGCAUCAUUUGGGAGCAUUACGUCAUGGCCACGGCCGACACGUCUGGUUCGAGGUGACUGGAGCACCCGGCGAUGCGUCUGCACUUCUGUCUGCGGAACUGCGUUUACAUCAAGCGCCUACGCACACUGAGGACCCAACCGCACUCUAUACAGUCGUUGCACACAGGGUCAUCAGCGUUGACAAUUUAGGGAGCCUGCAAAUGGAGCAGGUGGCCGCGGUGAACACGAGUGCUGGUGCCGAGGGAUGGUUAGAGCUGAACGUGACUAGUGCGCUGGGGGCGUGGCUCUCAUCACCGGCAGACAAUCGAGGCUUCUUCAUAACGCUGCAUCCUCACUCGCAGCCUGAACGUCACGUGAAACCUGAAGAGAUUGGAUUAGAGGAACCUCGUGGAGUAAUAGUGGAGGGGAAGCAGCCGUUCGUAGUGGCCUUCUUCAAGAGUGGACCGAAACUGGCCGGCGCAGACGCAGGCGCCCGGAGAAAACGCGAGGCGAGACGGUGGCGCUCUCACGGAUAUUCCGAGAACUAUCUUAGAAAUCCUCUUACAGAUACCUCUCAUUGGACCACGAGAAGUUGUGAGAUCCAGACUUUGUAUGUCAGUUUUAAAGAUUUAGAAUGGCAGGACUGGAUCAUAGCUCCGGAUGGUUACGGUGCGUUCUACUGUAGCGGCGAGUGCAACUUCCCUCUGAACGCGCACAAGAAUGCUACCAACCACGCCAUCGUACAAACUCUAGUACAUCUACUUAAUCCUACGAAGGUUCCGAAGCCGUCGUGUGCGCCGAUCAAGUUAUCACCGAUAUCAGUGUUGUACUACACGGAUGACUCCAACGUGAUCUUGCGCAAGUAUAAAAACAUGGUCGUCAAGAGUUGUGGGUGCCAUUGAUUAAGAAAAUAUUGUAUUCAACAAAACACUAGUCUCUUAAUAUUACGCUUCUAAGUAAAUUUUAGUAGAAGCUGUAGUUUACUCAAUAAUUAGAAUAAGUUUGUAUAUUAUUUAAGUAAACGUUUCGAUUUAAGAGAAAGAAAUGUUUGUAUUACAAACAGAUGUAUAAUUUGCAUGAGCCAUUUCAUAAACAUGUCUCGAAUUUAGAGUACCUAGCUAAGAGGAAAUUUAAAUAUUCGUGACAAAUAUUAUGAUUUAUUAUCGUAUUGGUGCCAAUGAAUCUACUUAAGUUCAAAAACCUAUAUAAAAUAAAUUCAAUAACAAUAUUGUUGCCAUCGUAAAUUUAUUGUAGUAUUGAUAAAACUUGUGAUUUCUGAGUAAGUGAUAUGAACAAUCAAUUAAUCAUGAUAAAGUCGGGCAUUGUCUGUGUCAGGCUAUUUGUGUCACAGAAACAAGGAAAGAGUUUAAUGUGCAAUAAGAUCUUAUUGCUUGGAUACAGAAUUAGCAUUUUUAUAACUGAAACAUUAAUUCACUUGUGCGUGCGAAAAGUCGGAACGUUGUUUUGUAUUCUGUUUUAUUUCGAAACACUUGUCUACAUUUAAUGAUUGUAUUUUUAUAAUGUACUUUAGAUAUGUACCUGUAAACGUUUUAAUGUAAAAGAACUGAUGGUCAUCUAGUGUUUUAGUGGUAAAUAGAUCUGUUAUUGUCUUAAAUAUAUAUGUAAUGAUAUUAACUGUUUUACUUAGCGUCUAUGUUAUGUAUUACUUUUAUUAACUUAUAUUACUUACGAACGAAUAUCAGUAUGAUUAAGAUUUAACAAAAAGUGUAAUCGUAAUCGUAAAUCACAAAUGUCUACUUAACUUCCCGGAAUUACAAUGUCACCUUGUCCUAUCGCUGUAAUUGUUUGCUGUAAGUAUAGGGUCGUAUAACAAUUCCGUCCUUUUUCUUUCCAGUGGGAUAUUAACUCUUAUUUUUAUUAUUUUUAUAUGCUUACAUAACUUUAUUGCUUGACUGUACUCAUUUAUUAAGGACAGUCGAUGAUAAUUCGGAUAUUAAGGUGUUUACAUAAUUUAUGAAUUCGAAAAAUCCGACAUAAAACAAUAGACUCCCCACUUUUGCUGUAUUUGUUUUAUUGAAAACUUUUUAGUUUACGAUAAAAAUCUAAUUAUUUACGAACUCAUCGUAUUUAUGUAAAAACAUGCAUUUAUAACCUCCACGUGCGAUAUUGCUAAAUAAUGUAGCUCCACAAUAGAUAGAAAGGAAAUAAGUAUUUAUUUCCUUUUCCUAACAAAAGUAAGGCAUUUUUAAAUAGAGAUUAAUUCGUACCUAAUUAUAACGCCAUCUUUAGUUAAGCAAAUCGGAACGAUCUGUAUUUUACUUUAGCUAAGUAAUGGAUGUGCCAAUUCAAUAAGCCAGUUUUUUUAACAAAUAUUUAAAUGUCGUUUAUAUUAUUUGUACAAUGAAAAUAAUGAAUUUAAAAUGUAAA